AUGAACAGGGAGGGCGGGCGGCUGCACCGCGCGGCCAGCGAGCGCUUCGCCGCCGGCUACAUCCAGUGCAUGCACGAGGUGCACACCUUCGUCUCCAGCUGCCCUGGCAUCGAUGCCACCACGGCUGCUGAGCUGCUCAACCACCUGCUGGAGUCCAUGCCCCUCAACGAGGGCGGCUUCCCGGACUUGAUCGCGGACAUUUUGGCAGAUCCUGCCCUCGGCCCCUGGCCCAGCAGUGAGGCGCUGGCCCCAGCGGCCGAGGCCUCCCUGGGCCUCGCUCUCCCUGCCUCAGCACCCUCGCCCUCCCCCAGUGAAGAGACCUGCUCCGACUCGGAUGAGGUGGAGGCCGAGCCUGGCCAGACCUCCACUGAUGGACUGGACGCUUCCCGGACGCAUGGCCUGCCUUCGCCUAGCUUACCCAAAUCGAUGUGGAGACCCUGGUAACAGAGGAGCACGCAGGAGUCAACGCAGACCUACCUAGCAGGAAGAGCAGCAGGGCCCCACGCUCCCCUGCAGCCCUCCAAGCAGCACAGAGGACCGCCAGCACGUGUGCAUGUGUGCAGCUGGCAUCGCUGUGUUUUGGGACUGCAUCAAUGGCACUCUUACGCUGUCAUGCCCUGACAGGCUAAUAGCUAAACAUGUUAACAUUUCAUCUGUGUGUAUGUGUGUGUGCGUGUGGCAUUUUGUAACUUUAGGGGUUGUUUUGAUGAGGGGGGAGGAGGGAGUUGGCUUCUAGUAGCAAAGCUCUUUGGGGGAUACACAGCAGUUAUUUUACAACCCUGUCUCUUUCUCUUGGCCCUUAUAAGUGGCCCAAAUAUCACUACCUUUUUCUCUUAAGAAAAAGCCCUUGUGCAUUUCAAAUCAUGACGGUUAACUCCAUGAGAAGCUCAGAUAAGUCUGCAUGUAGAGUUUUAAGUGUUCUAGUGAUAGCAAAGAUCCCUGAAAGGGGUUGGUGUGGUUAGCAUCUGUACUCGGUAGCAGUCUAUAGAGUUUCACCUUCAGUGAAGGAAGAGAAAACUAGAAACCUGUUGGAAUUAGAUGAGCAUUUAAAAGAUAUUGGUGGCAGGGUGCCUUUUAGAAAUGAGUGUCUUUAUGCACAUUUUGCUUUUAGCACAUUUGAGUUUAUUGUGACUUUAUGUAUAUUAGGGUGUCAAACAUUUUUUAUUUUUAAUCUUUAAUAAAAUACUGAAUUCACAACA
Aptenodytes forsteri (emperor penguin) is the source of this 1199-nucleotide messenger RNA. Its product is annotated as transcription cofactor HES-6-like. Gene Ontology annotation, biological process: regulation of neurogenesis; anterior/posterior pattern specification; regulation of transcription by RNA polymerase II. Lineage: Eukaryota; Metazoa; Chordata; Aves; Sphenisciformes; Spheniscidae. The record is from RefSeq and is a predicted model, not a curated record. Gene Ontology annotation, molecular function: DNA-binding transcription factor activity, RNA polymerase II-specific; RNA polymerase II cis-regulatory region sequence-specific DNA binding. The transcript has 2 exons. Gene Ontology annotation, cellular component: nucleus. The coding region runs from base 1 to 444 and encodes 147 amino acids.